Molecule: messenger RNA, 4875 nt
Organism: Lates calcarifer (barramundi perch)
Lineage: Eukaryota; Metazoa; Chordata; Actinopteri; Centropomidae
Gene: mideasa
Product: mitotic deacetylase associated SANT domain protein a
Biological process (GO): negative regulation of DNA-templated transcription; regulation of transcription by RNA polymerase II
Cellular component (GO): transcription regulator complex; histone deacetylase complex
Molecular function (GO): transcription corepressor activity
Source: RefSeq, a predicted model, not a curated record
GGGAGUGGCCAGACAAUCGGAUUGGAUAACAGGAUGUGAGUUGAGCUGUUUUGGGGUGAGGCGGUGCGUUUGGGGGUGCACAACUUUCUCCGUGUUUGCGCAGUUUCCCAGCGCUUCACACACUGCGGAUAAACCGAAAACAGCGACCUCCGGGUCUACGGGGGCUCGGCACGCAGAGUAUAGAAAUCAGCGGAAAUACCAGCGCGCGGCCGACGCACGGCGGAGUUUUCACACUCUCACCGUCUCGUGUGUGGUUUACUCGUUGAUGCGGGGAGAAAGUUGUGGACAUGUUUUCCUGGAAGUGCACGGUUUUACGGACACUACGUGCAACAUUGUAACGGCGGUGUUAAUGAGCCUCUCCAGCCUGAGCGGACUUUGGAGUGUGUGUAUUUUUUUUCUCCGUUUGAUUGUAAAGCCGCCUGUUCGCCAUAUUGUGCGCUGUGAAACUCGAGGGAAAGUUGUCAGAGAGUUAUGACAUUUGCUGCGCACAAUCCCUUCAUGGAGCUACAUGCAGUCGACUUUGAUCGAAACCAAAGUGACUCAAUGGAGCUGGCCAUGGAGAGCCCUGUGCACCAUUGAUAAGGUCCGGCACCCUAAAGAGGAUGAGAAGAAUGGACAACAAACCUCAGAUUUGAUUGUGGAAGGAGGGUUGCAUAUGUUCCCCACCCUGCACUUUCCUUUGGGAUUUAUAUUUCCUCCCAAAUACCUCUGUAUACACAAUUAAACAAAGAAUUUCUCAGCCACAGGCAGUGAAAACACACUACAGAGGCAAUAACCCAGUUUUGCACACUCAGUAAUCAAGGCUGAGAGCUCUGACUCCAACUUUUUCACACCUUACGAUAUUAGCAUGAGUCUUCCUCCUCAAGUUAAUACUGACAAGAGUGGCAAACAUCGGGCUGCAGCCAUGAAAGAGUCGGUGCAGCAUCCAGGGGAGGUUUAUUAUGGUAUGGCACCUCCGGCUUUAGAGUCGAGCCACAGUGACUCUGCGAGCAGCUCUGGUGUCUAUAACCCCGAGAAAGGGCCCCAAAGUUUACCGCACUAUCAACAGGCUGCUCCAGUAAAGUGGAUGCACCAGGACUCCAUACAGGCCCCCGGCUGGUCUCAGGAAGCUCCUGUGCCAGCCUGGGGGCAGAACUUUGGCCCCUACAUGGGAGGAGUGAAUGUCAGGAGUCAGAUGGCGUUCCACAAAGGAGUCCACGAAGGUGUGGCUCUGCCGAUGGGGGGAGAAAAUCAACUGCCAGGACCUGUUGAGGUUUAUAGAGACGCCAACCAGGCUCAAGCACAGGGGAGGGGGCUCGAGUGGGAUCAGCACGCCGUGGCUGCUAUGCAUCAGGCUCAGCUGCAAGCCUAUCAACAUGGCCACAAGGGCGUGGAGCUCCCGAGUCAGCCCCACAUGCCGCCUCACACUUUGACGGGGCCCAUGCUGCAGCCCUUCCAGACAACAUUCAGACCCAGCAAGCAACAGUUCUCAUCUGGUUAUUAUUCAGUUUUUCCGGGAAACAAGGCAAUGCCAAACCUGGCCUACAGCGAGCAGCAGCCUAAAACCCAACAACAACUGCUACACCAGAUGCAGCAGCAACAACAAAUGCAUCACCAUCACCAGCAGCAACAACAGCAACAGCAACAGCAACAACAACAACAACAACAACAACAACAGUUGCAGCAACAGCACCAACUUCAGCUGCAGCAACAGCAGCAACAUUUGCAGCAACAGCAACAUCAAAUCCAACAGCAUCAAAUGCAACAGCAGCAGCAACUGCAGCAGAUGCAGCAGCAGUAUCACCAGCAGCAGCUACAGGAGCGCCAGCAACAAAUGCAGCAAAUGACAGCACAGCAGCAGCAGCUGCAACAACAACCAAAUGUGCCACAGCAAGAAACAACACAACUACAGGUGCAACCAAAACAGCAACAGACCCAAAACUUUGCAGCGUAUCAGUCUCCUGAGCCAUGUCCACCUGACACGGCAUCUAAAAAGGAAGACGUCCAGUCAGCAGAACCAGAGGCCCAAACCUGCGAUGAGUCAGCUGUACCUGAUCCGUGUCCUGAAAAGGUCGCCACAAAUCCCACUGAGACCUCAGAUGCGCAGCCGGCGGCCCCUCGGCGCUCACGGCGCCUUUCCAGAGAGGGACAGUCCCCACUGGGUCCCCCCUCAACAAACAUCUGGUCUCAGGCCUCCAAAGAGCUUCCACCAUCCCAGAACGGGGUAGCGGGUGCACAGAGGGGAGGGGAAACCCAAGUGACUACAGGAGGGGUCAUCCAGGUCACCCGCAGGAGAAGGAGGGCGUCUAAGGAGAUCAACUUGGAGACUCUUGCGAUGAAGGCAUCAGAAAUGGAGUCGCUGCCUGCGAAAAAUGUCAAGGAAGAUGGUCCAGGUGGCAGACAGGCCACCAUGGUGCCCCUGGUUAUCCCUGUGUCUGUGCCAGUGCACAGGACUCAGAUAGAUCCUCAGGGUGGCUGGGCUCAGGGACGGCUCAGCCAGGGCGAGCGGCCUGCGGGACAGUCCGACCGAAAACCUUCUGUCAUUGUGGCUCGCCGCCGAUCGCUCAGAAACUCCAUGACUGAGAGUUUUGGCCAGGAUGGUGAAAACGAUCCAGGGCUGGACGAGGAUGGAAAAUCCAAACUUAAGCGCCGACCUCGCCCAGAGCCUCUCAUUAUCCCUCCUCCCAAGCCAUCCACCUUCAUCCCACCAUCCGUCUACUCCAGUAUCACUUCCUACCAGAGCAACCUGCGCUCCCCAGUUCGUCUGCCGGACAACCCCCUCACUCUGCCUCCCUACACACCUCCACCCAUCCUCUCUCCCGUGCGUGAGGGCUCAGGACUCUAUUUCUCCACCUUCCUGACCAACAUAGCCGUGAGCAACCAAAUCCUGCCACCGCCAGCUACACCCAAGUCUGCGACACGCAGCCUGUUGCGCUCCACAAGUUCAGAAAUUACACCUCCUGUCCUGCCCUUAAUCACUGAUGCGACACCGGUUAGCCUUGAACCCCGUAUCAAUAUUGGGCAGCAUUACCAGGCAGAAAUUCCAGAUUUGCAGGAGCAGCCUUCCUCCCAGUUUGACCAGCACAAAGCCGACUUAGUUUGGGUCCCUGUGGAAAACUCUCACCUUAAACAUGGUGACCAAGAGAGCAUGGAGGAUCUGAUGAACAUGGCUUGUUCCAGUGUACUCAGAGGUGGAGGAACCAAUCAGGAGUUGACUUUACACUGUUUACAUGAAUGUGGAGGUGAUAUUCUUGAAACACUGGGACAUUUGAUGCUUCAGGACCCAGUUUUCCCCAAAGGCCAUCACCUGGCAGGUUAUCACUACUCAGGCUCUGACAGCUGGACCGCAGAAGAGAAGCGCUACUUCAAUAAGGGGAUCUCUGCCUACAGGAAGGACUUCUUUCUGGUGCAGAAACUGGUGCGGACCAAGACUGUGGCUCAGUGUGUAGAGUUCUACUAUACAUACAAGAAACAGGUGAAGAUUGGUCGCAACGGGAUUUUAACCUUCGGCCCUCCAGAUUCACCAGUGGAGAAGCACACAGAGGCUGUGGUGGACGUCAAGAGUUCACAGCAGUCAAAACUGACUCAAGGAGACACAGAUGGGGAUGAUAAGAAGGAUGUUUCUUAUGACCAGAGUCAUGAGAGCAGCCAGCAGGCGAGGGUCGCUCAGUCACUACAGGCUCAUGACUAUGCGGGAACAGUGCUGGUGAUCAAAGAACCGAACACUGUGAAUAAGGAGUCUCAUCACCCGUCACCACAUCACAGGCCUCGGGCCGAGCCUGCAGCAAAGAAGGGCAAGGUGCCACCGAAGCCCCCGCAGGAUCCGGAUGCAGUAUUUCCAUGCAAGAAAUGUGGCAGGGUGUUUUAUAAAGUUAAGAGCAGAAGUGCCCACAUGAAGAGUCACGCCGAGCAGGAGAAGAAGGCCGCGGCGCUGCGUCAGAAGGAAGAAGAGGAGCAGGCAGCAGCUGAAGCUCGGGCCAGGAAGGCAGCUGCGGUGGCGGCGGCGGUGGCAGCAGCAGCAGCAGCAGCCACGGCAUCUAAUCAGGGAGGAAAUGGGAACGGAGUGAUGGAGCAGGCGGACGCCAGCAGCCACGAAGAGUCAUCUGAGGGAGAAGAUGAUGACGAUGAAGACUGGCACUGAGAGACAAAAAAAGGGGGGCAGAAAAAUCAAUGAGGAGAUGGAUUGAUGGGUAAAUGGAGGGUAAAGAGGGCGAUUGAAUCAGAGAGGGAGGAAGGAGAAAAAAAAGAUGUUCUCAGCGUCAGAGAGCAGCACAAGAAAAACGCUUUUCAAGUCUUCCUGUUAAUCUUCACACUCCUUUCUUGGCUGAAACUGUCUCUGUUCGACCGUUAUUCAGCUUUACAUUGUUCAGCCGGGGAGUCACACUCCAAAUUUUCACAUUUGUAUCUUUUAAAUAUUCAGAGGAAGUUUAUUUUUUGUAAAUGCACUUAUACUGUAUGCUUCUGCUUUUGCCAAUAUUGCCUUUUUAUACCCAUUAUUUAAUUGAAUAUAUGUCAAAAUAUUAUACUUUUUCAUUGAGCGGACUUAAGAUAAUCAGGAUGUUGCUUAGCAAUAAAACUUCAAGAUCAAAGCAAUUUUUCACUUUAUAGUCACCGCCCUUUUAAAUAAAGAUAGAGAUUGUAUUUAAAAUCUUUUUUCCGAGGAAAAUACUGUGCUGAAUUUGUCAGACUUCCAUCAGAUUUUUAGGGUUGGUUGUACACUUUUACAACUACAAGGGACCUUUUGAAAUGAAUAUGUACAAAAAAAGUAUAUAUGAGAUUGCCAUAUAUUUAUGAUACUGCAUUUUUCAAUGAUUUUGGUAAUAUAAAAACUAAUCAUGUCAGCUGCAAUAUGACUUGUGAAUUGAAAAGUUUAUUAAAACUCUCUACUGUUCUAAA